Molecule: messenger RNA, 2004 nt
Organism: Menidia menidia (Atlantic silverside)
Lineage: Eukaryota; Metazoa; Chordata; Actinopteri; Atheriniformes; Atherinopsidae
Source: the annotation of a GenBank genome assembly
AUGGGGAAGGAACACAAACAGCAGGGCCGGAACAAACCCGGUGUGAUGGGGAUGGAGCCCCAGCACCAGCCGUCUUCUGUGGGUUUUUACCGGCAGGGAGGAGGCAGUCACACUGUUUUCCUGGUCCGCCCUCUGCCUCCUCUGUUCAAAGGAAAUGCUCCGCCCGUCAGGCCCAGUCCACCUAAACCUAGAAUGGCAGCAGCCGUGCACACCUGUGAGCGUGGAUGUGUUUGUCCAGCAGGCUGCAGGUCCGUCAGUAAGGCAGCAGCACAGACCCAGCUGGAGUGUGACUACGAUGGACCCUCCAUGAAAACCACCGUCCCUGGGCCCAGGUCACAAGAGCUGACCAAACAGCUGGGAGACAUCCAGGAGCUGGACCUGAGCCCCCCGUCUGAGCCCCGGGGGGCUGUGGGCGCAGAGGGGGCUGUCAGUGGACCAUGGGAUGGGCUAAAACGGUGUGCUGUUGAUGCUCAAGUGUCUUUGCAGAAUGUCGGAGCAGUUAACUUCUUCUGCAACUACGAUGAGAGCAGAGGGAACUACCUGGUGGAUGUGGAUGGCAACCGCAUGCUGGAUGUCUACACUCAGAUCUCCUCCAUCCCCAUUGGCUACAAUCACCCCGCUCUCCUGAAACUGAUGAGCAAUCCCAACAAUCUGAGCACAUUUAUCAACCGGCCCGCCUUGGGAAUCCUACCACCAGAGAAUUUUCCAGACAAACUGGCAGAAAGUCUUCUCUCGGUGGCCCCCAGUGGAAUGACCCGGGUUCAGACGAUGGCCUGUGGCUCCUGUUCCAACGAGAACGCCUACAAAGCAAUGUUCAUCUGGUACCGGAACAAGGAGCGAGGGCACAGCUCUCCAUCUGAGGAGGACAUGAGCAGCUGCAUGAUAAACCAGGUCCUCCACUUCCACCGUAUCACUAAGCUGGAUUCCAAACUGAGGCCGCAGAAUAUUGACCUUUUGCUUCUGUGUUUUCGUGUCAGACCCCGGGCUGUCCAGAUCUCAGUAUCUUAUCCUUCAUGGGAGGCUUCCAUGGACGAACCAUGGGCUUCUGCAGCCGUCUUUCAGGAAGACAGCAGCUACUCUGAAACUCUGGAUCUGGUGCUGGCACUACCUUAUCUAAGAGCUGAUCCAUUCUGCUGCUUGGCAACAACCCAUUCUAAAGUCAUCCACAAACUGGACGUCCCAUCGUUUGAUUGGCCCAUCGCGCCGUUCCCCAAGCUGCAGUACCCCCUGGAGGAGUUUGCCAGAGAGAAUGCACAGGAGGAGGCCCGCUGCCUGGAGGAGGUGGAGGACCUGAUCGUGAAGUGGAGGCAGAAAGGCAGACCGGUGGCAGGCAUCGUCAUUGAACCCAUUCAGGCUGAAGGAGGGGAUAACCACGCCUCCGCCGACUUCUUCAGGAAACUCCGCAACAUCGCGCGCAAGGUAACAGGUAGCCCAGCUCAGCCGGACGAGGGAGGCCCCGCGUCCGUAAACCUCUUGUGUCCUCAGCAUGGCUGUGCGUUUCAUGUGGAUGAAGUCCAGACCGGUGGGGGAGCCACUGGGAAGUUUUGGGCCCAUGAGCACUGGGGCAUGGACGACCCCGCCGACAUCGUCUCCUUCAGUAAAAAGCUCCUCACGGGGGGGUACUACCACAAGGACGAGCUGCAGGCCGACAAGGCCUACCGGAUUUUCAACACCUGGAUGGGCGACCCGUCCAAGAACCUGUUCCUGGCGGAGGUCCUGAAUGUGAUCCGGCGGGAGAACCUGCUGGAGGAGGUGAACCGCUCUGGGAAGGCUCUGCUAAACGGCCUCUACGAGCUGCAGCUCAGCCAGCCCGUGCUCUGGCUUUCUCCUCUGACCGUAAUCAGACAGGAGUUGUCCUGCUGGGACUGUGCUGUGAGACCCCGUGUGCUCCUGGGGGGAUGCGGCGACCGGUCGGUCCGCUUCCGUCCAGCUCUGGUGUUCAAGGAGUACCACGUCCACAUGUUCCUCAACCUCUUCAACGAUGUGCUGGCCCAGUACAAAUAG